Molecule: messenger RNA, 2724 nt
Organism: Anguilla rostrata (American eel)
Lineage: Eukaryota; Metazoa; Chordata; Actinopteri; Anguilliformes; Anguillidae
Product: G/T mismatch-specific thymine DNA glycosylase-like
Exons: 11
Coding region: 282-1598 (438 amino acids)
Biological process (GO): base-excision repair, AP site formation
Cellular component (GO): nucleus
Molecular function (GO): uracil DNA N-glycosylase activity; pyrimidine-specific mismatch base pair DNA N-glycosylase activity
Source: RefSeq, a predicted model, not a curated record
UUGGGUCAUGCUUCGUAAAUCGUAUUAAUAAUUAAACAGUAGUGUCUCCCCUCCCGUGUCCUAUUGGUAUGUUCUGGAUUUUUUUUUAUUGCGGUCCUGGCUCAUCUGGAUUUCUGCAUCCUAAAAGCAUCACUUUUUGGUAUACUGUUUUAAAUUACAGCCACACAGCCGUUUGCGAAUAACAGAUAUUUGCAACAUUUUGUUAGGCAGAUGUGGAUUUGGCAACCCAAUUUAACCUCAACUGUGAAUAUUAUAUUUAUUAAGAAAACACAAACAUAACGAUGGAAGAAAAGCAGUAUGCAUCUCUGACGGUCCCUACGGAUUACCUGCAACAUUGGUUUCAGUCCACUGAGGACAUCGAGCCCCUCCAGACCACGGAGUACGAGCAGAUGACCAAUGCGACUCAUUUGCUGGACGACUUCAGUGAGGAGAGGGUCAUGACAGAGCUGGCCGCCCCACAGGAGCCCGAUUCCCACAUGCAAGCCGAUUCCCACCUGGACCUGGAUUCUGAUUCCCAGCCUCUGUCUGAUAACCAGCUGCAGCCUGCAGAUUCCCAGCCUGCCCCAGAACAAGCUCCACGGAAGGGGAAGAGAGGGAGGCCUCCCGGCAAGUCCUCCAAGUCCAAGCAGGCGACGGGCGAGGCCAAAGCAAAGGUCCAGAGGAAAACGGAUCGCUUCAACGGGAUGUCGGUGACGGAAGUCAUGGCCAAGACCCUGCCGGACAUCCUCACCUACAAUCUGGACAUCCUGAUUAUAGGAAUCAACCCAGGAUUAAUGUCGGCCUACAAGGGACGUCAUUACCCGAAUCCUGGAAACCAUUUUUGGAAGUGCCUCUUCUUGUCUGGUCUCACCGACGUACAGCUCAAUCACAUGCAUGAUCAGACACUGCCAGAGAAGUAUGGGAUAGGAUUCACUAACAUGGUGGAGAGGACCACGCCAGGAAGCAAAGAUCUCUCAAGUAAGGAGUUUCGUGAAGGAGGACGACUUCUAGUGGAGAAGUUGAAGAAAUACAAGCCUCUCAUCGCUGUUUUCAAUGGGAAAUGUAUUUACGAUAUUUUCAGUAAAGAGAUCUUUGGAAUCAAGGCAAAAAAUCUUCAGUUUGGCAUACAACCACACAAGAUUCCGGAAACAGAAACAGUGUGCUACCUGAUGCCCUCGUCAAGUGCCCGCUGUGCCCAGUUCCCCCGUGCCCAGGACAAAGUGCACUUCUACAUCAAGCUGAGGGAGCUACGCGACCAGCUCAAGGGCGUCGUUCCAAGCCAGGAAGUGCAGGAAAUGGAAUACUCCUUCGAUCUGGGCUUGGCCAAAGAGGAUGCUAAGAGGAUCUCCAUCAAGGAGGAGCCGCACGACCCAAAGUACGAGGCAGCCUACGGCCAGGCCUGUGGAGAGCAGGAUCCCGAGACCAGCAACAGCCAGCUCGACUUCUCCUUCUCAGAGUCCAGCGCGGGGGGACGCGAAAUGGUGCUUAAGGACGACUCGCUCUCCGAGGCGAUGGGCUGGUUUUCAGAGGACCAGUGGAUGAUGCACUCGUUUGCCGACCAAAUCCCGGACAUCGGUGGCAGCGGCGCACAGCCCCAACUCUGGGCAAAGAGUACAUGAAGGAGAGGGUGGCCUUCCAAGGGUGGAGAUUACCCAAGACCGUUUCCGAGGAGACCAAGGAAUGCCACAAUUGCUAUAGCUAUGUUUCCAUUAGAACGGUGAAGUUAAUUUAUAUUGCAGAGCACUGAAAAACAUCCCUUUCGAUCUGUGCACCACACCCUUCAAGAUAUCUGUUUCCAUAGAAAUGUAUUUUACAGGAAAAGUGAAACCAUGUGAUUCAGAGCAAACUGCCUAUCUUGAAGGAGAAAGGUGAAUUUCUCUUAGUGCAGUUAGAGCAUGGGGCACAUUUUGUGCAAAUUGCAACGAGUUACAUAUAUCGUAUUCAACAUUUUCCAAAAAUUACGACUUUACAAAAUACGAAAAAAAAAGUUGCAUUUUUAUAAAGUCUACCAACUUUAAAUAAUGUUUGGUUUAAUAUUUAGUGUAUGCACAUAAUUCUCAUUUCCAUUAGGAAAGUCUCACAGACUCCUAAAUCAACUUUGUAAUCUUGCAUGAACUCCCACUAAUGGAAGCAUAACUAAUGUAGUUGGGCCCAUUGAGAUGCCAUACCUAUGUCCCCAGCAACAGAGUCAUGAACAACUGUGCUCCCUCAAGAUACAAGACCAUCUGCGUUCUCUCAAGAUACAUAAAUCAUAGGAGGAAGACCAUUUUUAUCAAAUUGUUCAUUUUUGUUAAGAAAUAUCACCGGGAGUUAUGGAACACUGGUGAGUAAUGACUGUAAAUAUAUUUUAAAAAAUUCUUUAGCAAUGGUUUGUCUUUGUUUUUAGUUUAACAUAAUUCAUGCAUUUUUGUAACAUUUUUUUAAAACAAUGAUAUUUAAGGAAUGGGAACAUUUUAUAAAGUGCAAUUUAGUUUUUUUUGUCUCUUCCAAUUGAACGUGUGAUUGUGCUGCAUAUUUUUUGCCUUCAUUUGUUUUAAUAGCUGUGUUAAAUACAAUGUGUGAAGUGACAGGAACAACUGGACACUGUGUAAUCAAUAUGAAACUUGAAGAAGCCAAGGUUAUUGUGUAACAGUUGAUAAAAACAUUAAGAUAGAAAUUGAUUUUUGCUAAAGAAUUUUCUUUUACCAAGAGCAGGUGAACCUCUGUGGGAUAACAUUUCUUAUUAAUAAAAAUAAAUGAAUACUG